Exophiala viscosa is the source of this 1956-nucleotide messenger RNA. Its product is annotated as phosphatidylserine decarboxylase. Gene Ontology annotation, cellular component: mitochondrion. The coding region runs from base 219 to 1835 and encodes 538 amino acids. The record is from RefSeq and is a predicted model, not a curated record. The transcript has a single exon. Gene Ontology annotation, biological process: phosphatidylethanolamine biosynthetic process. Gene Ontology annotation, molecular function: phosphatidylserine decarboxylase activity. NCBI's taxonomy places the organism in Eukaryota, Fungi, Ascomycota, Eurotiomycetes, Chaetothyriales, Herpotrichiellaceae.
GAGUGAAUGGAACCAAUCAUUAAAGCCACCAGAGCAGACCCCAAACACACACCGAACUUCGUCAUCGUGCAGCCACACCCCAGAAGCAGACACUGCUCGGCGUCAUUGCUAUCUUGCACAAAUUAUUUGAAGUCUCAAAUCCACCAGAUCCUACCAACAAUACAGUCUCAACUACGGGCAGAUGAGACACUAAAGUUCAGCGUCGCGUCUAGUACAUCAUGUCGGCCACCAGUGUGGGCAGGUCAUGCCUCUAUCGCAGGUCACUGGUACCCAUCCAGACCAUGCGACCGAUUCUUGAGUCCAUCCCACCUCAUCGCGUGCCACGAUGUCGCACACAAUUACAAGUACAAAGGAGACCCUUCACAUCUACUCAGAGGCGAUGGAAACAAGACCAGGAAAGCUUCUCGUCGAGGCUAGGAAAAGCAUGGCGAUCAACGAGGGUAGAGUGGAAGCCCAUUCCCAUCGGCCUCGGUAUCGGAUUUCUAGGCCUAGUCCAGUUCAUGCGCAUCCGAUCAAGAGAAGGAGGCGCACAAGAGGGCGAUGGAGGGACAGAUGGUGGGCGCCCGCCGAAAAGACAAAAAAUAUACCCAACCGGAGGUGGAUGGCAGGUCCAGAUCAUGUCAACACUCCCAUUGAAGGCCAUUUCGCGCAUAUGGGGACGCUUCAACGAACUGACCAUCCCCUACUACCUGCGCGUCCCAGGCUUCAAGCUCUACGGCUGGAUCUUCGGCGUCAACUUCGACGAAGUCGGCGACCCAGACCUUCGCAGCUACCCGAAUCUAGCAUCCUUCUUCUACCGCGAGCUCAAGCCAGGCAUUCGUCCCCUCGACGCCAACCCCAACGCGAUCCUCUCACCGGCCGAUGCCAAAGUCCUCCAAUUUGGUACAAUCGAGAACGGCGAAGUAGAACAAGUCAAAGGCAUGACAUACAGCGUCGACGCUCUCCUGGGCAAGAUAUCUCCCGGAACAUCCCCGAACCCGCAAGCACCAUCAAACAUAUUCUCCAACAAAGAUCAGGGAACGUCCCCAGCACAUCUGGACGACCCAGAAGCCAAGUCCAUCUCCGCCGACCAAGAAUUUGCCAACAUGAACGGCAUCUCCUACACUCUCCCCAACCUCUUCUCCGGCGGCGCAAAAUCGUCAAACACACAUGCGCAAGACGCAUCCACGAAAUCCUCCGCAUCCUCCGAAGCACAAGUCAGCGCCGACCUAGCGACCACUCAACCAUGGUGGUCCCCCUUUUCUCAACCAUCCACAAACAACAAACUCUACUAUGUAGUGGUCUACCUCGCGCCAGGCGACUACCACCGUUUUCACUCUCCAGCAAACUGGGUCUGCAGUGCGCGACGACACUUCGCAGGCGAACUCUUUUCCGUGUCACCCUACGUCCAACGCAUUUUGCCAGGUCUAUUUACUCUGAACGAACGAGUCGUGCUCCUCGGCCGCUGGAAGUACGGCUUCUUCAGUUAUACAGCCGUCGGGGCCACAAACGUCGGGUCCGUGGUGAUUAACUUUGACAAGGAACUCCGCACGAAUUCUCUUACUACCGACACCGAAGCAGACCGACAAGCUGCUGCGGCUGCAGAGCGGGGCGAGCCGUACUCCGGGUUCAGCGAGGCGCAUUACGGACAUGCGAGUAAAUUGCUAGGUGGCCACGCUUUGCGAAGAGGCGAAGAGAUGGGCGGUUUCAAACUUGGUUCCAGCAUUGUAUUGGUCUUUGAGGCCCCAGCUGGUCAUAAAGAAGGAGACUUGAAAGGUGGAUUCAAAUGGGCUGUAGAAAGAGAUCAGAAAGUCCAGGUUGGUCAGGCCCUGGGAUAUGUGGUCGAUGAAGAUUAGGCAUGGAGUUCCACUCUAGCACAACGUGCAUCAUGACUUGAUUGAGCAUCAGGAGUACGCUGUACGAUAUACAAUACCACUUUGUUGAUGCUCUUGACGUUCUUCAUAGGCUUCAUCUGCC